This is a messenger RNA of Ailuropoda melanoleuca (giant panda), 2090 nucleotides long. RefSeq names its product HCK proto-oncogene, Src family tyrosine kinase (gene HCK). The record is from RefSeq and is a predicted model, not a curated record. Gene Ontology annotation, molecular function: protein binding; ATP binding; protein tyrosine kinase activity. The transcript is spliced from 13 exons. Gene Ontology annotation, biological process: protein phosphorylation. Lineage: Eukaryota; Metazoa; Chordata; Mammalia; Carnivora; Ursidae. The coding region runs from base 239 to 1753 and encodes 504 amino acids.
GGUACACCACCGAGGCCUAGAGGCGAGCGGGAGGGGACCCGGGCGGUUCAGCGCCAGGAGAGCCGGAGAAGCCGCGGGGCGCUCAAGCCCCUCAGAGCACUGCCCUUGCCUCUUCUCGAAAGUUAGCCCGUCUCCCUUUGGGCACGGGCGCCCCGGGACUCCGGGGGCCGCUGAGCUGGGGGGGCGCUCGAGCUGCGAGGAUCCGGGCUGCCCGCAGGACGAGGGGCGGGAGCCCAGGAUGGGGUGCAUGAAGUCCAAAUUCCUCCAGGACAGAGGCAAGGUCUCAAAAACUGAGCCCAGCACCAACCCACACAGCCCUGUGUACGUGCCAGAUCCCACGUCUACCAGCAAGCGGCGUCCUGACAACGGCAACAACAUCCCACCAGGGUCCACGGAUGCAGGUCCUGAUGACAUCAUUGUGAUCGCCCUGUAUGAUUACGAGGCCAUUCACCAUGAAGACCUCAGUUUCCAGAAGGGAGAUCAGAUGGUGGUCCUGGAAGAGUCUGGGGAGUGGUGGAAGGCUCGAUCCCUGGCCACCCGGAAAGAAGGCUACAUCCCAAGCAACUACGUCGCCCGAGUUAACUCUCUGGAGACAGAGGAGUGGUUCUUCAAGGGCAUCAGCAGGAAGGAUGCAGAGCGCCAACUCCUGGCCCCAGGCAACGUGCUGGGCUCCUUCAUGAUCCGGGACAGCGAGACCACCAAAGGAAGCUACUCCUUGUCUGUGCGAGACUAUGACCCCCAGCUCAGGGACGCGGUGAAACAUUACAAGAUCCGGACCCUGGACAGUGGCGGCUUCUACGUCUCCCCGCGGAGCACCUUCGGCACGCUGCAGGAGCUGGUGGCCCACUACAAGAAGGGGAGUGAUGGACUGUGCCAGAAGCUGACAGUGCCCUGCGUAUCCUCCAAGCCCCAGAAACCAUGGGAGAAAGAUGCCUGGGAGAUACCCCGGGAAUCCCUCAAGCUGGAGAAGAAACUUGGAGCUGGGCAGUUUGGGGAAGUCUGGAUGGCCACCUACAACAAGCACACCAAGGUGGCUGUGAAGACGAUGAAGCCAGGGAGCAUGUCCGUGGAGGCCUUCCUGGCGGAGGCCAACCUCAUGAAGACUCUGCAGCAUGACAAGCUGGUGAAGCUGCACGCAGUGGUCACAGAGGAGCCCAUCUACAUCAUCACCGAGUUCAUGGCCAAAGGGAGCCUGCUGGACUUCCUGAAGAGCCCGGAGGGCAGCAAGCAGCCUUUGCCCAAGCUCAUCGACUUCUCAGCUCAGAUUGCAGAAGGUAUGGCCUUCAUCGAGCAGAGGAACUACAUUCACCGAGACCUCCGAGCUGCCAACAUCCUGGUCUCUGCGUCCCUGGUGUGUAAGAUCGCCGACUUUGGCCUGGCACGUGUCAUCGAGGACAAUGAGUACACGGCUCGGGAAGGGGCCAAGUUCCCCAUCAAGUGGACAGCUCCCGAAGCCAUCAACUUUGGCUCUUUCACCAUCAAGUCAGACGUCUGGUCCUUUGGUAUUCUGCUGAUGGAGAUCGUCACCUAUGGCCGGAUCCCUUACCCAGGGAUGACGAACCCUGAGGUGAUCCGGGCGCUGGAGCGCGGGUACCGCAUGCCUCGACCCGAGCACUGCCCCGAGGAGCUCUACAACAUUAUGACGCGCUGCUGGAAGAACCGCCCUGAGGAGCGGCCCACCUUCGAAUAUAUCCAGAGCGUGCUGGACGACUUCUACACGGCCACGGAGAGCCAGUACCAACAGCAGCCGUGAUGGGCGGGGCCAGGGCGGGGCCAGGUACCCAGAGGACACCUAAGAGGUGGCUCCAGCCCCACCUGCACGGUGCCCGCUCACCCUUCCCGUUCCCAGACGCCCCCCUCCCAGUUCCAGCCACCGUUCCUCAUCUGUCAGGCGCGUGGGCUGAACUGGACACUCUCUUUUUGACUCUAGCAACCUACAAUCCACCAUCCUCAGGAGACUGCAAGUUGAUAUUUCUAUUGCGAAGGACAGCUGGAUUCCUGUGACAGCUGUGCUUUGGGUGGGAAACCUUAAAAAUAAUGAAAUAAAUAUUUAAAUAAAAGAUACAGAUGCUAAAGGCUUUCCUGACAGA